This is a messenger RNA of Gigantopelta aegis, 3510 nucleotides long. Its product is annotated as semaphorin-5B-like. The transcript has 21 exons. Lineage: Eukaryota; Metazoa; Mollusca; Gastropoda; Neomphalida; Peltospiridae. The record is from RefSeq and is a predicted model, not a curated record. Gene Ontology annotation, molecular function: chemorepellent activity; semaphorin receptor binding. Bases 52 to 3510 code for a protein of 1152 amino acids. Gene Ontology annotation, biological process: axon guidance; negative regulation of axon extension involved in axon guidance; neural crest cell migration.
GUGUGAAUUUGGAUCUGAGUUGCCACGCUAUGCCCCAGUUAGAACGAGACGAUGUGUAGAGGAAUGUAUUUCUGGCUCUUAGCUGUAUCUGUUGUUAGUGCCUUCUAUGCCGAGUCUGUGCAAGAGGAGAUAAUUCCGUCAGACUUCCGAUACACUAACUAUGAAGCCAUGGUCCAGCAGUUUAACAUAUUUCAGAACCCUGAUCUCAAUGGCUAUGUUCAGAUCACCUUGGACUUGGAUCGGGAUCAGCUGUUGGUUGGGGCAAGGGGCUGCAUAUUCCGGUUGUCGAUGAGCGAUCUCGAGGUGAUUCAGGUGGCUGACUGGAACUCCAACAAUGAAACCAGAGAUAUCUGUAUCAAGAAAGGAUUCUCUGCGGAGAGCUGCCACAACUUUAUCCGAGUUCUGUUUGUCUUCAAGGACAAAGUGUUUGUGUGUGGGACGAACGCGUUUGACCCCAUUUGUUCUUGGAGACUCGCUGACAAUAUUGAAAUGGUGAAUGAGACCAUCAAAGGGAGAGCAAUCUGUCCAUACAACCCGAACCAGAACGUGUCAUCGAUCAUGACGGGUAACGGGGAUCUGUACACAGCGACGACCAUCGACAGCACGUCACGUGACCCGGCCAUCAGUCGCAACCUGGGGCCAUCGAGACGUCUCCGCACCGUGCAGUUCAAUUCAAAGUGGCUCAACGAGCCUAACUUUGUAUCGGCGUAUGAAAUUGGAGAUUUUGUAUAUUUCUUCUUCCGAGAAACGGCUGUGGAAUUCAUAAACUGUGGAAAAAAAAUAUAUUCGAGAGUAGCAAGAAUUUGUAAGACUGAUCGUGGGGGGACGUUUGUGUUGGAGGACAACUGGAUAACGUUUCUGAAGGCUCGCAUGAACUGCUCCAUCCCGGGCGAUUUCCCGUUCUACCUGGACGAGAUACAGAGCACAUACUACUCCGAGAGUAAACAGCUGAUCUACGCAAUCUUCACCACACCACCAAACAGCAUAGCUGGAUCAGCGGUCUGUGUCUACAACAUUACUGCAUUUGAGAAAACUUUUACUGGUCCCUUUAAAUACCAGGAAGAUUCUAAAGCAGCCUGGGUGCGACAUGGCAACAAUAAACCUAUGGAAAGAUGUGCGAGUGCAGGAAGUGGGAGUAAACGGUCAACACAGAAAUCUGCUGAUGACUUGGAACAAGCCAAUAGAUACCAGCUGAUGAAUUCCGCAGUUCAACCGCAGCAAUUCUAUCCUCUCCUGUUUGGUAAAAACGAGAGAUGGACUCACGUGGUGAUUGACCACGUCGAAGGGAAGCGUGACACCUACGAGGUUGUGUUCCUGGCGACGGCCGAUGGUAAAAUCCGCAAGAUGCUGAAACUUGUUAAUGUCUCAACCGUGUGUCUCGUCGAGGAAAUUAAGAUCGUGCCCAACGGGGAACCAAAACCUGUCAAGGCCAUGAAGAUCUCACACGAGAAGGCUGCCAUUUACCUGUCGACGUCGGGCAACAUCAUUAAAAUACCUGUUGCAAGAUGUGAACGCUUUACAGACAGCGACCUGUGUAUGAAUGCUGCUGACCCUUACUGUGGCUGGGAUAUCAGCACUAGGAAGUGCACGCAGGCGCCGCGGGGGAAUCCUCAUGCCGAUCACUGGCAUCAACAUAUAUCUGGAUGUCCCAUUGUACAGUAUCCUAUAAAUGGCGCCUGGUCUAAAUGGUCCCAAUGGGGUAGGUGUCAGAUGGUCGGAACUGACCAAACAGGCGAAGAGUGUUGGUGUCGCCAUAGAAACUGUGAUAGCCCAAAACCUUACUACGGGGGCCGACCGUGUGUUGGUCAGAGUGUUGAGGUCACUAAUUGUACAGUUCAUGGCAACUGGACCCAGUGGUCUCAAUGGUCUCGCUGUUCCAAGUCGUGUGGUUAUGCGGUCAAACAUCGAGAGCGACACUGCAGUAACCCGAGCCCGAAGUUUGGUGGAAGUGUUUGCGUGGGAAGAGCGUUGGAUAGCCAGUAUUGUAAAGGAAGCUUGGAGUGUCCAUCGACUCCUAUCAAUGGCAAGUGGUCUCACUGGUCUGGCUGGAGUAAGUGCACGUAUCGCUGUAACGGGGGAAUCCAGACACGGCGGCGCACAUGCGACAAGCCUCUGCCGAGUCGUGGCGGGAUUCCGUGCAUCGGCAACAAGCAGGAGUGGAGGAUGUGCAACACACAGCACUGUGAUGAACUAUCCAAGAUAACUCCAUGGACCCAGUGGUUCAAAACCAACUACACCAAGGGAGGCUACUUCGAGCAGCGUUUCAGGUAUUUCUGCCGCGCCAACGUUGCCGAAAAGAAAAUGAUCAAAUCGAGCCACGCGAAAACCCAGGGGAGGUUCUGCUUUAGCAACGGGCGCGGGUGUUACAAGCCAGGUGAGUUGCGCAACACCAUCACGUCGAUGGACACGUUUUCCUCGGUCGAUCGUGUGCUCAAAAAGUUCUGUAGAUAUAGGCGAAAACUCUUCCGCAAGUACUGCAACUGCCGAACUCUCGGCGUCUUCCUCGUGUUUUCAGAGCAUCUGAUUGGUGGACACCUUGAUGAUACAUCGUCUGAUUGGUCAACAAAUGUACACCCAGACUCUCCGAUAGGUGGAAAUCAAGACAGUGUUUCUGAUUGGUCAGUGAAUACAGAAACAUACUCUGUGAUUGGUGGAAACCGAGAUGGUGCUUGGUCUGAUUGGUCGGCCUGGUCAGUGUGUUCUGUAGACUGUAAUGGUGGCAUGCAGUGGAGAAGCAGGUCAUGUGACAACCCGCAGCCAAUAGGAAAUGGGUCGGACUGUCAGGGCUCAUGGUCCUGCUGGUCAGAGUUCUCUCCCUGCUCUGUGACCUGUGGUAGCGGGGUCAAGACCAGAACAAGGUCAUGCAUGGGUCUCGACAAGGGCAAGGUUAUCUACUACCCAUGCCUUGGAAAUGGAUCACAGACAAGAAGCUGUGAAAAACCAUUCUGUAAAGAAGACGAUGCUGCACUGCAUGACCCCUGGACGCAGUGGUCGCCCUGCACACGUGACCACCUGCAGUAUCGACAUCGGCGCUGUUCUGUGGCCACGGUGUCAGACAGACACUGUAAAGCUGACAUGUUCGACGUCAAGAGGUGUCGCUGGACAGAAUCAGAUAUUCGAGUCGCGUCGGCCAUUUCCGAAACCAACAUGGUCCGUAAAAUCGGCGGCAUCUAUCUCAUCAUCGUUGCCAUCGUUGCCUUCGUCAUCGGCGGCCUGGCAUCGGUGGGGCUGUACAUGUACGUCCAGCAUCACCGCGAGCAACAGCUCAAGGAAGAAGAGCUGUGGAAAAACAGCAGCAAGCCGCAGGACUUUAAGACGGUCAAUCUGAUUGGCUCGUCGCAGAUUAGUCUUGAUUUCCACAACCUCAACCUUAACAACAACAACAGGUUCAGUGUUAACACGUACAACUCAUUGAAGAAGGAGAAGCUGACGGUAAAUGAGGCCAGCAGUUUGAAGAAGAAUUCCAAGCGGGAUUCCAUGUGGACGAAUUUAUCUAUCAAUGAUUUGUAA